CCAGUUUUUUUGCACAGCUACCUUUUUUUACUUUCUUUUUUCAUUUGUUUUCUUCCUCCCCUCCUCCUUUCAAACCGUACCUUUUUUUUCUUUCUUCUUUUCCAUUAACCAUACAAUGUCUGCUCGUGACGUUUAUAUUUCUGCUGUUAGCCGUACACCUUUGGGUGGUUUCAACGGUUCUUUAGCCUCUCUCCAAGCUACCAAGCUCGGUUCUAUUGCUAUUGAAGGUUGCUCUACAGCUGCUGUCAAGAAAUCAAACGUUCCUGUCGAAGCUGUUGAAGAAGUCUUCUUCGGUUGUGUUUUGCCUGCUAACCUUGGCCAAAACCCUGCUCGUGUUGCUGCUCUUGGCGCUGGUCUUAAGGACACUACCAUCGCUACUACUGUUAACAAGGUUUGUGCUUCUGGUAUGAAAGCUGUCAUUUUAGGUGCACAAUCUAUCAUGCUCGGUAACGCAGAUGUUGUUGUUGCAGGUGGUAUGGAAUCAAUGACCAACACACCCUACUACCUUCCCAAGCAACGUUUCGGUUCUGUUUAUGGCAACACUGAAGUCGUUGAUGGUGUUGUAAAGGAUGGUUUGUUUGAUGUUUAUAAUGAAUAUUUGAUGGGUGUAGCUGCUGAAGAAUGUGCUAAGGAAUAUGACAUCAGCCGUGAACAACAAGAUGAUUUCGCUAUUGAAUCUUAUAAGCGUGCUCAAGCUGCUCAUGCUGCUGGUUACUACAAGGAUGAAAUCGUUCCUAUCACCGUUUCUGGUGGUCGUGGUAAGCCUGAUCGUGUCGUUGAAGUAGAUGACGAAACUGCCAAAUUGAACGAAGAAAAGUUACGUGCCGUUCGUCCCGCUUUUGCCGGUAAGGAAGGUACUGUCACUGCACCCAAUUCCUCUCCUUUGAGUGAUGGUGCUGCUGCUAUUGUUCUUUGCUCCAAAGAAGCUGCUGAAAAGUACAACUUGCCCUUGUUGGCCAAGAUUAAGGGUUGGGGUGACGCUGCUCAAGCUCCUGCUCGCUUCACUACCUCGCCCGCUCUCGCUAUACCCAAAGCUAUCAAGCACGCUGGUUUGAAGGCUGAAGAUAUCGAUUACUAUGAAAUUAACGAAGCUUUCUCUGUUGUGGCUUGUGCCAACACUAAGAUUUUGAACUUGGAUAAGGAUAAGGUCAAUGUUUGGGGUGGUGCUGUUGCUAUGGGCCAUCCUUUGGGCUGUUCCGGUGCUAGAAUUAUUGCUACUUUAACCUCUGUUUUAAGACACAAGGAUGCCAAAUAUGGUGCUGCUGGUAUUUGUAACGGUGGUGGUGGUGCUUCUGCCAUCGUUAUCGAGCGUUUGUAAAUUCACUAAUUAAUUUCAUGACCCUUCCAUCUCUUUUCCUCUUUCAUCAUUUACAUAAUAUCUUGUCGUGGUCUAUUCUCUAGCCUUAGAAUGAAUCUACACAAUAAACGUACAUAAUUUUUCUCAUCACAGUAACAGAUGUCUAAA
Messenger RNA from Mycotypha africana, 1465 nucleotides. Its product is annotated as Thiolase, N-terminal domain-containing protein. NCBI's taxonomy places the organism in Eukaryota, Fungi, Mucoromycota, Mucoromycetes, Mucorales, Mycotyphaceae. Gene Ontology annotation, molecular function: acetyl-CoA C-acetyltransferase activity. Gene Ontology annotation, biological process: fatty acid beta-oxidation. Bases 116 to 1318 code for a protein of 400 amino acids. The record is from RefSeq and is a predicted model, not a curated record. The transcript is spliced from 4 exons.